AUGAAGAAGUCCGCGUCGGAGCUGCAGCUGGAGGCGUUCAUCCGGGAGAGCGGCGCCGGCGUCGGCGCCGGGCGUAGCAAUCCCGGGUGCGGCGGACCAGGCGAGCCCGGAGGGAGCGGCGUGUUCUCGCCUGGCGGCGCCCUGCCCGGCGUCGGUUUCGCCGACUCGAACACCAUGGAUGACAGCAGUUGGUGGUAUGGGAGCGUCCGCACGCCGAACCCAGACAUGUCGCGGGCGGCGUCCAUCUCCGCCAGCCCCGGGGCAACCACCUCAGCGAACCAUGCUCUUGAAAGCGAGUCAGACUCCGACAGCGAAUCACUCUACGAGGUAGAGGGAGUUCCAUAUGAGCGAGGCAACAAAUCCAUUGAAACGAAGCGAAUAAGAAGGAAGGUGUCCAACAGGGAGUCUGCGCGACGGUCUAGGCGGAGAAAACAGGCGCAAUUGUCUGAACUUGAGUCACAGGUUGAACGACUUAAAGGUGAAAAUGCAACAUUGUUCCAGCAACUUUCAGAGGCCAACCAGCAGUUCAAUACUGCAGUCACAGACAACAGAAUCCUCAAAUCCGAUGUAGAAGCGUUAAGAGUCAAGGUGAGCAGUUCGCUUCUCGCAGAAACAGCUGCCACAACCACUGAACCAUCACAAAUGUUGCGACUCUCUAACAGUCUAACCAAUCGGUUUGAAUUGCAGGUAAAGAUGGCAGAGGAUAUGGUAGCGAGAAGUGCUAUAUCUUGUGGCCUAGGCGACCUUGGCCUGGCACCAUAUCUGAACUCAAGAAAGAUGUGCCAAGCUUUGAAUAUGCUCACAACCACAGGGUUGGAUUUACUAGGGAGUGAUGCGUUCAGAGGUCCAACCGCAGCUCCACAAGUACAAAACUCACCAGUACAAAGCACUGCAAGCCUAGAGAGUCUGGAUAAUCGAAAGUCCAACGAGGUGACCAGUUGUGCGACGGACAUUUGGCCUUGA
Miscanthus lutarioriparius is the source of this 963-nucleotide messenger RNA. NCBI's taxonomy places the organism in Eukaryota, Viridiplantae, Streptophyta, Magnoliopsida, Poales, Poaceae. The record is from the annotation of a GenBank genome assembly.